Molecule: messenger RNA, 3233 nt
Organism: Polistes canadensis
Lineage: Eukaryota; Metazoa; Arthropoda; Insecta; Hymenoptera; Vespidae
Gene: Crtc
Product: CREB-regulated transcription coactivator 1-like
Exons: 13
Coding region: 1053-3068 (671 amino acids)
Biological process (GO): positive regulation of transcription by RNA polymerase II; protein homotetramerization
Cellular component (GO): cytoplasm; nucleus
Molecular function (GO): cAMP response element binding protein binding
Source: RefSeq, a predicted model, not a curated record
CGCGCAGUGCCGCAUAAUCUAGUAGUAGUCCGUCGUCAGUGGUGUCGACAAGUCAGACGGUUAGUAAGUCAGUCAGUCAGUUUUUUCGACAGACAAACAGACCGACAAAUAGACAGACAGUAGUCAGUGGUCAGUGGUCAGUGAUCAGUUAGUGAAUCAAUUUAAGUCAGUCAGACAGAAUCGUUGAGAGUAUUAGAAAAGUGAACGAACGAGAAACGAACUAACAAACGAAUAGUAGUAAUAGUAUCUAAAUAAUCGGAGUGUCGAGUCGAGUCGAAUGUAACCGAGUCUAGUCGAACCUAACCGAACAACCUAGCAAGCAAGCAAGCAAGCAAGCAAGCAAGCAAAAAUACAAGCAAGUGAGCAAGCGAAUAAACGAACGAUUACGAGAGAAAAAGAAAGAGAAAGAAAAAGAGCGAACGAACUCGUUCAGUGUAUUUAAUGUACCGCAUAUUAUCCCACGACGAUAACGUGUGUGCGUGCAUGAAUUCGCGUGAAUUACCCGCGUGAGAGUAAGUGAGCAAGUUAUAGAACAAAUAAAUGAGUGAGUGAGUGAGUGAGUGAAUGUGUGUCUGCAUGUUUUGCAUGUGUAUGCAUGUAAUAAGUAAAUGCACAUAUAUAUAUAUAAAAAACAAACAAAGUUAGUGUUUCUAAUCGUGUGUCCGAUGAAAAGUGAGUGAUAGAGUGGAAGAGAGGGAGAAAGAGAUAAAUAAAUAAAUAAAUAAAUAAAAAAAGGGGCAGGGAGUAACGGUUGGGAGGGAAAUUGGGGGUUAGGGUAAAUAGCGAGGGGUAGGAGUUAGGGAUAAAAAGGGAAAAAACGCGCAGGGGAAACGCGCACGUCGCUCUCACGUUUACUACUACUACACUACUUUGGAUUGUAAGAGUUGAAUAAGUGCUUGUGUAUGUGUAUGUGUGUCUAUUUCUUUCUCUUUCUCUUUCUCUCUCUCUAUUCGGUAGUGUGCGUUGGUCGUCUAUUAGGAAGUUUUUAAGUGUAUGUGUAGUUGAAUUGGAAAAGUCCAGUGGCGGCCACAAAGAGAGAGAGAGGAGCCAUCAUGGCGAAUCCACGGAAAUUCAGUGAAAAGAUUGCCUUGCUCAACCAGAAGGAGGCGCAGGAGACGGCAGCUUUUGAAGCGAUCAUGCGAGAAGUAUCGGACGUUACGAGCAGAGUCGCGUCAGCAAGCAGCUCGGUGGGUGCGAGUCCCACGGGAUCUGGUGUCCCGGAUGCCCCGCUCUCCGUCAAGAGUGCCGGUGCGAGUCCUCCGCAAUCCAGUGGCAAACAUCUUCACAUUAACCUGGGCAAUCAAUUCCGAGCAGGAGGUUCCUUGCCUAACGUUAACAACAAUGCGAACUGUGCCAACGACACGAAGGAGCAUCAUCCUUCGCAACACACUGGUGCCGUUCAUUCGAUCGAUCUUAAGACGGCGUUAAGCAAUUUGGAAGAAAUGCAACAACAUUCAAUGGUAUAUCGAAGUAACGAAAGGGGUAGGCAUAUGGGGGUUGGUCCGGUACGUUCGCGUCCCAUGGAAAAAAGACACGACACAUCCCCAUACAGUGGAGUUUCUUAUCUUUCACCAUCGUUACCUGACACGUGGCGAAGGACUAAUUCGGAUUCAGCAUUGCAUCAAAGCGCUAAUGAAGCUUGCCAAUCAGCGACCACUAUGCCUCAUCGAAGAGAUCAGCACAAUAUGAACAGCGGUAGUAAUGAUAACAGAGAAACGUAUCAUGGUUCAAUCGAAAGACCAAGAUCGUCAUGCGAGAUGCCACGAGUACCUGGAAUCAACAUAUGUUUGAGUUCACAACCACCUGGACAACAAAUUCCUAUAGGAAAUAAUACGGGGUCGUUGCCAGACUUGAGCAACGUCCAUUUUCCAUCACCCCUUCACACCCCUCUAGACCAAGAGGAUCACACCAGUAGUACACCCUUCAGCAACAGUCCUCAAACGAGCAGUCCUACAAACCUGUCGCCGACCAGCUUGGCACAAGCUGGUAGGCUAUCCCUUUCACAGGAUCACAAUCCGUCAAGUGCCCAAGGUGUGGCGCUGGAAAACAGCACAAGUACUUCGCAACAGGAUCUUCAGAAUUAUUCUCAACAACCGGCACCUCAACCACCACCUUCGAUAUCUCACAAUCCAGCUGGUCAUUAUAUUUAUCAACAACAACCACAUAGUCCUGUGCCACCACAAAGCCCGAAAACGUCACAAUCUCAGCAAUCGCAACAUCAGCAGCAUCAACAGCAUCAACAACAACAUCAGCAACAUCAACAACAACAUCAGCAACAUCAACAACAACAUCAGCAACAUCAACAAUCGCAAUUAAAUUCUUUGGGUUCCUACAGAACUUCGCAACCUGUUAACAGGCCAUCACCACAAUCUUCACCUAGUUUAACCGUACAAGGGAGUCCAUUAAGUUAUAGCAAUAAUCCAUCAGCUCCGCCAAGUCCAACAGGACAUCCUGGUCCACCGACCCUAACCUCGGAUGGAAUAGAUCAAAACAGUUACGUCAUUAACCAAGCACAAGCUGCUGAACUUCAACAAGACUUUGAACAAUUCACGAUGGAUUGGCCGAAAUUCGCACAGCAGCUGAUGGAACUUGGUUGCACCUGGACAACGCAGAUAGAGAUGGACACCCCUGUCUCUGCUAACACGAUUGGAAGUUACAUUAGUUCGCCUAAUCACACGACGAGUUAUUCACAGAACGACAUGAUAAAUGUCGGCGGUGAUUUAGGCAGCGGAGAUGGCGGAUAUUAUAGCCCGAAUCCCCAAGUGGGGUAUCAACCAACGAACACGUCAACGACGACGGCACAACAAUUGACUCCACAAACGCCAAACACACCUACGAUCAUACUCACAGAUUUUUCUGGAGCGGACGAUCUGACCAAUCCAGAAUUUGUGAAAGAUCUAGGAACGGCAAUGAUGAGCGAUUUUGAAUCAGAACUUUUUCCAACGGACGAUGCCCUUAGACAGGGUUUGGGUCAAAUUGACGUUGAUGGUUUACAAAUGCUCACAGACCCAACCGUGGUGAUAUCUGAUCCCAGUGCAGAAGCGCACUUCAGGUUAGAUCGGCUCUAAAAAGCCCAAUCCAAGGCUCAGAGAAAUAAAAUAAAAAGGAAAAACAGAAAGAGAGAAAGAUAUAUAUAAAAAGAGAGAGAGAAGGAAAGAGAAUACGCUGGCUUGGCCGAUUAAUUAAAAGUAGGACAAAACUAAUUCUGUCUCUUGGUGUCGCGAUCAAAAAAA